Octodon degus (degu) is the source of this 5958-nucleotide messenger RNA. RefSeq names its product glucosidase alpha, acid (gene Gaa). Gene Ontology annotation, biological process: lysosome organization; glycogen catabolic process. Gene Ontology annotation, molecular function: carbohydrate binding; alpha-1,4-glucosidase activity. The coding region runs from base 140 to 3019 and encodes 959 amino acids. The transcript has 20 exons. The record is from RefSeq and is a predicted model, not a curated record. NCBI's taxonomy places the organism in Eukaryota, Metazoa, Chordata, Mammalia, Rodentia, Octodontidae. Gene Ontology annotation, cellular component: lysosomal membrane.
CACCGCGGACCCGCCCCUCCGGCCAGCCACGUGACUGCGCGGGACCCUGCGGGGGUCUGCGCCGCGGCUCGCGCAGGUGAGCUGCUGGCGCAGGCCUCCAGGAGCUGCCCACACGGCCCCAGAUGAGCAGACAUUCACCAUGGCUAUGCUGUGGCCACCCUGUUCCCGGCUGCUGGCAGCAGUGUGCACCCUCAUCUCUUUGACCACAGUCAUCCUCAUGGGGCACAUCCUGCUAUGUGACUUUCCAGUGGUCCCCCAAGAACUGCGAGACUUCCCCCAAGAACUGGAAGAGACUGCCCGAGUUCACCAGCCAGCAGCUGGCAGGCCAGAGCCCCAGGAGCACCCGGGCCAGCCCAGAGCAGCACCAGCACAGUGCGACAUCCCUCCCAACAGCCGCUUUGACUGUGCUCCGGACAAAGCUGUCACCCAGGCACAGUGUGAGGCCCGUGGCUGCUGCUAUGUCCCAGCAGGCCGGGGCCCAGGGGGUCCCCUGAUGGGGCAGCCCUGGUGUUUCUUUCCCCCCAGCUACCCGAGCUACCGCCUGCAGAACCUCAGCUCGUCAGAAAUGGGCUACACAGCCACAUUGACCCGCGCUACCCCCACUUUCUUCCCCAAGGACAUCCUGACUUUACGGCUGGACGUGUUCAUGGAGACAGAGAACCGCCUCCACUUCACGAUUAAAGAUCCUGCUAACAAGCGCUAUGAGGUGCCCUUGGAGACCCCGCGAGUGCACAGGCGCACACUGUCCCCACUGUACAGUGUGGAGUUCUCCGAGGACCCCUUCGGGGUGGUUGUGCGCAGGAAGCUCAACGGCCGGGUGCUGCUGAACACCACCGUGGCGCCCCUGUUCUUCGCUGACCAGUUUCUGCAGCUGUCUACCUCCCUCCCCUCUCAGUACAUCACUGGCCUUGCUGAGCACCUCAGUCCCCUGAUGCUCAGGACUGAAUGGACUAGGGUCACCCUCUGGAACCGGGACUUGGCCCCCUCGCCCAGCGCCAACCUCUAUGGAUCACACCCAUUCUAUCUGGCCUUGGAGGAGGGCGGCUCGGCCCAUGGGGUCUUCCUGUUGAACAGCAAUGCCAUGGAUGUGGUCCUGCAGCCCAGCCCAGCCCUCAGUUGGAGGUCAACAGGUGGGAUCCUGGAUGUAUAUGUGUUCCUGGGGCCAGAGCCCAAAAGCGUGGUGCAGCAGUACCUGGAUGUCGUGGGGCACCCCUUCAUGCCACCGUACUGGAGCCUGGGCUUCCACCUCUGCCGCUGGGGCUACUCCUCCACUGCCAUCCUCCGCCAGGUGGUGGAGAACAUGACCAGGGCCCACUUCCCCCUGGAUGUGCAGUGGAAUGACCUGGACUACAUGGAUGCACGGAGGGACUUCACUUUCAACAGGGAUGGCUUUGCAGACUUCCCAGCUGCCGUGAAGGAGCUCCACCAGGGUGGCCGGCGGUACGUGAUGAUCGUGGAUCCUGCCAUCAGCAGCUCGGGCCCUGCUGGUACUUACAGACCCUAUGACGAGGGUCUGCGGAGGGGAGUUUUCAUCACCAAUGAGACUGGGCAGCCACUGAUUGGAAAGGUGUGGCCCGGACCCACUGCCUUCCCUGACUUCACCAAUCCCAAGACCCUUGACUGGUGGCAGGAUAUGGUGUCCGAGUUCCAUGCCCAGGUGCCCUUCGAUGGCAUGUGGAUUGACAUGAAUGAACCGUCCAACUUCGUGAGGGGCUCUGAGCAUGGCUGCCCAGACAACGAGCUGGAAAACCCUCCCUAUGUGCCUGGAGUGGUUGGUGGGACCCUGCAGGCAGCCACCAUCUGUGCCUCCAGCCACCAGUUCCUGUCCACACACUACAACCUGCACAACCUGUACGGCCUGACUGAAGCCAUUGCCUCCAACAGGGCCCUGGUGAAGGCUCGGGGAACACGCCCCUUUGUGAUCUCCCGCUCAACGUUUGCUGGCCACGGCCGAUACGCCGGCCAUUGGACAGGGGAUGUGUGGAGCAGCUGGGAGCAGCUUUCCUACUCUGUGGCAGAAAUCAUACAGUUUAACCUGCUGGGGGUGCCCCUGGUCGGGGCAGAUAUCUGCGGCUUCCUGGGCAAUACCUCGGAGGAGCUGUGUGUGCGCUGGACCCAGCUGGGUGCCUUCUACCCCUUCAUGCGGAACCACAAUGACCUGCACAGCCAGCCCCAAGAGCCAUACAGAUUCAGCGAGCCCGCGCAGCAGGCCAUGAGGAAGGCCUUCGCCCUGCGCUAUGCGCUGCUGCCUUACCUCUACACGCUGUUCCACGGUGCCCAUGUCAAGGGCCAGACCAUCGCCCGGCCCCUCUUCCUGGAGUUUCCUGAGGACCCCAGCACCUGGACUGUGGACCGCCAGCUCUUGUGGGGGGAGGCUCUACUCAUCACGCCUGUGCUUGAGCCCGGGAAGACUGAAGUCACUGGAUACUUUCCUUCGGGCACGUGGUAUGACCUGCAGCUGGUACCAGUAGAGGCCUUGGGCAGCCUCCCGCUUCCGCCCCCAGCAUCUCUCAGCCCCACCAUCCACAGUGAGGGGCAGUGGGUGACGCUUCCAGCGCCUCUGGACACCAUCAACGUCCACCUGCGGGCUGGGUACAUUGUGCCUAUGCAGGCUCCCGGACUCACAACCACAGAGUCCCGCAAGCAGCCCAUGGCCCUUGCUGUGGCCUUGAGUACCAGUGGAGAGGCCUUUGGGGAGCUGUUCUGGGAUGAUGGAGACAGCCUUGGGGUGCUAGAACGCGGGGUCUACACGCACAUCAUCUUCCUAGCCAGGAAUUGUCAGGUAUCCUGGGGUUGGCAGUGUCAGGUUCCCUGUCUCUUCAUGUCCACACAGAGGGGGCCCCCAGAAUACUGUGACCUUGGCCAUCCCCGUCACACUGUCUAUGGGAAAGUAUUUCUGCAUCAGCUGGUCCUAGGGGCAGCAGUGCCCAUCUUUCCAGGGAGGCACCGGCAGAGCUGCAGCUCCCGGCGGCUGGGGGCCAGAGGCACCAAGUACAGGAUGACUGUCAGGCCCAUCUGAGAGACCACAACACGCACACUCACACACCAGUGUCAGUGCCUCCUCGGCCACUGUGUUAGGACAUCAUAAGGUGAGCCUGGCCUCCUCUGCCCUGUCCCCAUGUGCAGUAGUGUCAGCUGUCACCACUGCCAUCUGUCCCCGAUGCUAGAGAAGGUGGGAUAUUCAGGACACAGACUGUACCUGCACAAGGUCAAGCCAUCUGGCCGCAGCAGUUGUGAACACAAUGAAGGAACAAAGCUGUGACACUGUGGAGUCCAGAGACUCAAGAAGCUUCUGCCUGCAGUUACAAUUAAUUAAAGGGACACUGAGAAUGAGCACCUGCCAGUCCUUCUGGGCUCCAGGGCCUGAAGAGUGCCCGAGGGCCUCAACAUCCCUGGUAUGUCGCCACCUGCCUGACAGGACAGCACCCUUUCUGUCUCCAUGGCACCUCAUGUCCCCAUAUCACCCUUCCUGUCUCCAUGUCAUCUCGUGUCUGCAUGGCACCUGUCGGGUCCGUUUUGCCUCUCACCCUGUCACCCAAAGUUCCCUGAUUGCCUGAUGUCCCAUGUCACUCCUCCUCCUAGGGUAACGAAAAUGCCCAGCAGGGCUGACUCCACAAGUGGGGCCCACGGCCUCUGCUGCAGAGCUGUCCCUAGGUAAGGAAAGGAUGAGUUCUGGCUCAGGUCCACCCGGCAAGUCUGAAGAAAAGAAAGAACCCACUAUGUUGGGUUCGCAACCAGCGAGUCCUGUCAGAAACCGUGUCUUGUCACCAGGACUGAUGGGGCCAGAGAGACGGGCCUGUGAUUGCCUCUGAGGCGAAUCCAAACAGCAUCAUGAGUACAUGAUAUGGGAGCGCACACCAGGCAGGUGGCUGUGCCGUUGUUCCGGUCAUCAUUGACCGCAGAGGCCUCUUCCAGGUGGCUGGGUCCUGUACCCCAUCUGUCACUCUGCCUGUGUGGACCUUCUCAGCAGUGUUACAUCCCAGUGGUCAUACAGAAAAGGGACAGCAGUAAUAGCCAGAUAGCACUUUAUCCCCACACCCUGGCUAUGUGUCGUGUUAGGCAGCAGUGGAGCCAGGAGUGGUGACACGCAGCUGUGAUCCCAGCACCUGGAAGGCUAAAGCUGUAGGACUACAAAUCCCAGCCCAGCCUGGGUGACUUAGUGAGAUCCUAUCUCAGAAAGAUGUAAAAAGGCUGGGGACAGAAUUCCAUGCAAAGGCCCUCAGUUCAAUUUCCAGUGCUUGGAAGGAUAAAGGUACCUGGGGAGAAAACAGGAUGGAAGGAGGGUGGCCCCUCCCUGGGUGGCAGACCCCCAAACCUUGCCAGCACAUGUGGCAGCAGGUUGAGGGUGCCUGUCCCUGACACUGCCAGGCUCCUAGGAUGAAACUGUCAGGAAGGGCUGACAGUGUAGUGGCCUUCAGGCUGAACUGGCCAUCUGUGUCUUCAACUCUUGUGCCAUCACAGAGUCCCAAAGGGUGACUGGCCACUGCCCCUGCCUUGCGGGGUUACUGGGAAUUCUCAUCCCCAUUGGGCCAGUGUCCUGUGCAGGAGGGGACAGGAUGAGGAGAUGUGGGCUCCGUUCUCGAAGGAGCCACACAAUAGCAAACCACGAUGCAUACUUAGCCUGCAGCCUGGUGGCAGCCAGUGCCUUUGCUACCAUUUGUGACCACAUGUGGCACAGGUCCUGCUGCACUUAAGUGGAGAUGUCCUGGUGUCUGGGACCACUGGACCUGAUGCAGGGGUCUCAACUUGGUUCCUCCAGAGGGGCUCCCAGAGGCCUCCAAAGCAAGGUCCAGUGCUCAGACCUGGUGAAUGUUUGCAAGCCAGUAAUGCAUGUAGUGGGAGCUGGCUUCCCAGGCACAGGCCCUGUGGUCUCACAGAACUCAGAAGGGCUUGCAGUUGGGAUAAUGCUUUGCUACCACCUGAGACCCUGGGUGACUCUCACAGGGGCCCUGCAACAUUCUCAAGUCUGCAUGGGUCCUGCAGAUUAUAAAGCUUCUGGGAGCAGGAUUUGUCUUCCCUCCCGCUGAUGUUGGUACAAAUUAAUAUAAAGAUCCCCUUCUUCCUUUGGUGAGGAAGCUGGGAUAGAAAGUGUGAGGGACAUUUGUGCAGGGGUCUGUGUUCUGAACGCGUCCCGAGCCCCUGUGCACCCAGGAGUAAGGAUGCUGCUUACACAGCCUCCCACUCCCACCCCGGAGGUUCUCAGCUGCUCUGCAGACCUUGAUAUGCAUCAAUCUGUGAGGUCACCUCCAGAGAUACCCUCUAGUGGCCACUUUGGGACCUGCAGGCCUUAUUCCUAUUUGUUGGAGGCUUACAGAGGGAACUAGGAGUGGUUCCCCAACCCCUACAAAAGACCACACAGCUGGGACCACGUUGGGUAGGGGCCACAGAGGGAAGGCUGGCUAAGAGGAGGUGAUCUGAAGCGCUGGGCUACCCACAGGCCGAACACGUGGUGAAACAGCUGAAGCAAGCAAGCCAGACCAGCCUCUGUGGCACUGCCACCUACAGCUACUCCCCAGGCCCCGCUACUGUGGGGAACCUAGUGGAACACCACGUGAGGUCUGUGUGGGAAGGACAGGAUGGAGUCUGGGAAUAAGUCUGCUUUUCCUGGCAUACGCUGGGCACAUGCUUAGGCCCUUUGGAUAAAACUAAAGCAGACAGUUCUUGUCAUUACUGAGGUAAUCGAUGGACAAUGUGCCUGACCCAGGGUAUUGAUCAAAAUGGAAAUGCUCACAUUAACCCUGAUAUAAUAAAGCCAGGUUGUGAAGAAAGGGUUUUCCCAAGGACUGCUCGGGUACCUGCAACUUACCACAAAAAGUACUUUUUUCUUAUUUUUUGUAGUAGGGGUUGAAUGCAGAGCCUUGGCACUUUUUUUUUUUUUUUCUUUUCUGUAUUUUAGGGGUCUACAGGGUAUUCAGGGUCUCACUACUAAAUCGAGCUUAUAAGGGGCUGAGGAUGGCU